AUGGCACGGUUUCUAUCAAAGGAUAAAUUAGAAGGAUUUGAAAUAUAUAAGUACAACUCAGUGGACACAAGUAUACUCAGCAAUUAUGUUAUGCAUCCAUUUUGGAACUGGUGUGUUCAGUUUUGCCCGGUGUGGGUGGCACCAAACCUCCUAACUUUUAGUGGCUUCCUACUGACGGUCCUUAACUUCCUGUUGUUCUCCUAUUACGACUUUGGAUUCCAUGCCCUCACCGAAGAGAAUAUUACCAACGAUCACAUUCCCAAUUGGGUUUGGGCCGUCACUGCAAUCAACUUGUUCACAGCAUAUACUUUAGACGGCAUCGACGGCAAGCAGGCCCGCCGCACCGGCACCAGCGGCCCCUUGGGAGAGCUCUUCGACCACGGCCUCGACUCCUACUCGGCGGUGUUCAUACCCACAUGCCUCUAUAGUAUAUUCGGAAGGGACGAGAUAAGCCCGCUGAGAUUUUUCUUCAUAAUAUGGAACAUCUUCAUCAACUUCUAUCUGACGCAUUGGGAGAAGUACAACACGGGCGUGAUGUUCCUGCCCUGGGGUUACGAUUUCACAAUGAUCGGGUCGUGCAUCCUGCUAAUGGUGACGUCGGUGACUGGGCCGAGGGCGUGGCACGCGCCCCUCCCCGGCGGCCUCAGCCCCGGCUUCCUCUUCGAGCUGGUGCUCUACUUCUCCGCGAUGCUCACCAGCCAGACGGUCAUACUGUGGAACAUAUACAAGUCGUACCGUGACGGUACCGGCAAGAUGCGGCCAUUUGCAGAAGCCGUCAGACCUUUGGUGCCACUAGCCGCCUUCUUCGUGCUCAGCACUGUGUGGGCGUUGUACUCCCCCACUGACGUCAUCAACCGCGCCCCCAGGAUAUACUACGUCCUCACCGGCACCAUCUUCUCCAACAUCAACUGCCGGCUUAUCGUGUCGCAAAUGAGCAACACCCGCUGCGAGGCGUUCAACGGCCUGGUGGCGGUGUACGGGGGAGUGCUGAUGGCCGUUCUGCUCCUGCAACCCUCGCCAAUGGCGGAACUGCUUCUGCUGUCGUUCCUCGCGAUCGUCUGCACCGCAGCCCACCUCCACUACGGCGCCAGAGUGGUACAAGAGAUGUGUGAACAUUUCAAAAUCGCAUGCUUUCACAUCAAGCCAAAGACAAAA
This is a messenger RNA of Iphiclides podalirius (scarce swallowtail), 1155 nucleotides long. NCBI's taxonomy places the organism in Eukaryota, Metazoa, Arthropoda, Insecta, Lepidoptera, Papilionidae. The record is from the annotation of a GenBank genome assembly.